AUGGUUGGCGUACCGCGCAGCACAGGCUGUCAGCUGUGUCGUAAGAGACGAGUCAAAUGCGACGAAGCCAAGCCAGGCUGCGGCAACUGCACAAGAUACGGCGCAGAGUGCCCAGGCUAUGAGCGCAGCCUCAAAUUUGUGAGCGAAAAGCACCAUGUCCGCACCAGGAAGAAGAACAGCUCAGGGUCGCCGGGGAGUAGCAGCUCCGCAUGGUCGGUGGCGACGGCCAGUGGCGGCAGCCCGCGCGGACCUAGCCCGACAUCCAUCGUAGUCAUGGAGCCUGUGCCGAACCGGGGCCAGUUUGUGUCGACCUUGGUUGAAACGGCGCGCACGGCGAUUGAGGAGCGCGAUGCCAGCGGCUACUUCAGCUGGGUGCGGUUCGGGACGGUUGGGUCGCAUGCGAUUCUGGACGGGGCGCUGUGCUCGCUCGCGAUGCAUCUUGUCGGCAAGGAUGUGAGCGACAUGAACAUGAUUGCGCACAGUCGGACGAUGUACGGCCAGUCGCUGCACAAUCUGCAGCAAGCGCUGCAUCAUCCUACGAAAUGGAGGGCGUCAGAAACGCUGUGCACAGCGAUAUUGCUCUGCAUCUUCGAGCUCUUUGCGGGGACAAGCUCGUCAGACUCGUGGCUACAGCAUGCCCGAGGCAUUGGUAUAUUGAUGGAGCAGCGUGGUGCAAAGGCGCAUAAAGACGGAUGGGAUGCUGCCAUGCUGCUGUCCUUCCGGGGAGUCUUGAUUAUGAGCGACUUGUUCUUCCCCAGGGCAGACGAAUGUUUCCUCACCCGCCCAGAAUGGCGCUCUGUGAUGCGCGACAGGGGCCGGCAUUUGCUACAAGCACCCGAUUUCAACGAUGAAGCCAUUGAAGCUGUCGAUGAGUUCAACAAUCGACUAGCAGAGAUUCCUGCCGUCGUCAAGGCACCUCUUCCCAGAACCGGUAGAGGCGCCGUCAGCAGACCCCCAGUCUCUGUACCCCGUCAUCUUGAGGAAUUCCUGCAGCAGCUGGGCUGGUCCCAGCCAUUCGCGACAUCGCAAAAGGAAUACGCGCAAAUCAUUCUGCGGUCCGUCGAGGACAUUAGCCAGGGCCCGCUGGGACCGUACAGGAUCGGGUAUGCGAUGCGGAUCGUGUAUGAGCUGGCGGACGCGGAGGCGCAAGAGUGGAUUCGCGGAUGCUUGGAUCGGUUCAAGAGUACAUAUGCGGCGACGGACAAGCAGACGUAUCCCGAAAUGCGGACAGAUAACAAGGGCUAUCGGUAG
Akanthomyces muscarius is the source of this 1251-nucleotide messenger RNA. RefSeq lists its product as uncharacterized. Bases 1 to 1251 code for a protein of 416 amino acids. The record is from RefSeq and is a predicted model, not a curated record. Gene Ontology annotation, molecular function: DNA-binding transcription factor activity, RNA polymerase II-specific; zinc ion binding. NCBI's taxonomy places the organism in Eukaryota, Fungi, Ascomycota, Sordariomycetes, Hypocreales, Cordycipitaceae. Gene Ontology annotation, biological process: regulation of DNA-templated transcription. The transcript has 6 exons.